This is a messenger RNA of Aspergillus alliaceus, 663 nucleotides long. RefSeq lists its product as uncharacterized. Lineage: Eukaryota; Fungi; Ascomycota; Eurotiomycetes; Eurotiales; Aspergillaceae. The transcript is spliced from 3 exons. The record is from RefSeq and is a predicted model, not a curated record. The coding region runs from base 1 to 663 and encodes 220 amino acids.
AUGGUCUUCUAUGCAUACUCCAAAAGCAUCAAGGAUGACGUGCACUGGCGGUAUCUGAUCACUGCACCAAGUCUGGAAGUCAUGGAUGAGUGGUACCGAGCCAUGCAGAAAGCACUCCCGACCGGGGUCAUAACCCGACAGUCCCCCGAGUUCUACGUGCAUGAUCCAAGCAGAGUCGAUCUCGGAAGAUGCACCUGGACCGGCCAUAACAUAGUGCCCGAGUUCAUGAAUCGGAUGACCUUCGCCCUUCUGAAUAACGUCGACGGUCCCCUCUACCUGCCAUUCUAUAACGGACAUGUCUGCGACCAUCGUAGCGGAAAGUGCUUUUACAUUCGGUCGAAAAGCGAUCCGUCUGUGUUCUGGUUCGCAGACGCAAAUGGAAUACAUGCUGCUACGGGCAAGCGUAGUAGGUUCCGUAUCACUGGGAGAGAUACGGAUAAGGAUACGGUGUUGGUCAGAGGAGAUUCCAUUUCGAUCUCGCCUGUCGAUCAUAGGGAUCGUUUCGUGUCGGUUGCCGGCGAUGGGUUGCUCACUCUCGACUGGAGGGGUGAUGAUUUCAAAUUUGGUGAGUUUAAGUAUGGCUUUGCUUCUGAUGACUGGGAAGGGAGGGCGAGGGUUAGGAGAGUUAAUGAUGAUGGCGAAGAGUGGGAGCUGGUGUCCUAG